AUGCAUCCAAUCCUGUGGGCUGUCGCAGUCGCGAUCUUUAUCAUCGCUGUCGUUCGACAAAAUCAGCACCGUCGGAGAAUAAAGUCUCUCGGAGUCGCUUGUCCUGAGCCUCCGAACGUCUACCCAAUCCCUUUCGGAAUCGGUCGCUUCCUGUACAUCGGAAGGCGUGUGAAAGAUGGCACAUUCAUGGAUUUGUGGCCUGAGUGGUGGCAAGAAUAUGGGAAAACGCUUCGGUUCUCAGCUUUCGGCGCCAACAGUAUCUUCACUGAUGAACCCGAUAACGUGCGUUUCAUUCUGCAGGAGGGCCCUUUGGCUGGAAAGGUUGGAAUGGGGGCCGACUUCCACGACCAGUGGUACGAGUUCCUGGGGGAUAGUGUUUUCAACCUCGAUGGAAUUAAAUGGAAGACCAAUAGGGCAAAGCUUCGAAAGCAGUUUACGAGGGAGAGACUUGCCGAUUUAGAGCUUUUCGAACAUCAUGUCCAACGCAUGAUUCGAUUCGUCAAAUCAUACAGCGAACAGCCAGUCCCCGUGCUCGACUUGCUGCACCGUUUCACACUGGAUACCUCGAUGAACUAUAUGCUUGGAACAGACGAAAACACCGUGGAGAAGCCGGUCCACCAAUUCUCUCAUGCUUGGGACAAUGUCUUUGAGAUCAUGGAUGCCCGUGCCCGCGCAGGCGGGCUGUGGAAGAUUCUGCUCCCUAAGAAGCCAAUGCAGGAUGCCAUGGCUGUCCUCAAUGAGGUCGCUUAUACCCAGAUUGACAGGGCAGUGGAAAGGCGCAAGAAUGGAGAAAAGCUGGGUACCAGCUUCUUGGAUGCUAUCACAGAGGACACACUGGAUCGCGAGGAAAUCCGGGGUCAUUUAAUGACGAUUAUGCUUGGAGGCCGAGAUACUGCAGCUUUGACAUUGACUAAUACCUUACACGCGCUUGCACGCCAUCCUGCCGUCUAUGCCACGGCUCGAGCCGAGAUUCUGGAAGUGAUUGGACCUUCAGAGAUACCCACAUUUGAGCAACUAAAGAAGCUACCCUAUCUCAAGGCCAUCAUCGAUGAAGUUCUGCGUCUGUGGCCCAUUCUUCCGUACACUCGGAAAAGCGCUCUCAAAGACUGCACUCUGCCGACGGGCGGCAAGAACCGCGAGCCGAUUGCAGUUCUUGCAGACACGGAACUAUACUACUCAGCGAGGAGUAUGCACCGACGACCAGAGUUCUGGGGCCAUGAUGCAGACCUCUUUCGACCCGAGCGUUGGAUCGAGUCCGGUGGCAAUCACAAACCAUGGACCUAUUUCCCUUUCAGCGGCGGUCCCCGUAUCUGCGUUGGCAUGCAAUUUGCCAUGACAGAAAUGCAAUACAUUCUAUCUAGGUUGCUGCAAUCAUUUCCGUCCCUCUCAACUACUCAGCCUGAGCUUGAAUACAAGAUGAUGAUUUUGAUGGUUCCAAAGACGGAAGUUUACGUGACUUUCCACGACAAGGAGGCAUGA
Messenger RNA from Exophiala viscosa, 1479 nucleotides. RefSeq names its product cytochrome P450 52A11. Gene Ontology annotation, molecular function: oxidoreductase activity, acting on paired donors, with incorporation or reduction of molecular oxygen; heme binding; monooxygenase activity. Lineage: Eukaryota; Fungi; Ascomycota; Eurotiomycetes; Chaetothyriales; Herpotrichiellaceae. The transcript is spliced from 8 exons. The coding region runs from base 1 to 1479 and encodes 492 amino acids. The record is from RefSeq and is a predicted model, not a curated record.